Molecule: messenger RNA, 3969 nt
Organism: Chrysochloris asiatica (Cape golden mole)
Lineage: Eukaryota; Metazoa; Chordata; Mammalia; Afrosoricida; Chrysochloridae
Gene: C3
Product: complement component 3
Exons: 33
Coding region: 1-3969 (1322 amino acids)
Biological process (GO): complement activation
Cellular component (GO): extracellular region
Molecular function (GO): protein binding; endopeptidase inhibitor activity
Source: RefSeq, a predicted model, not a curated record
AUGGCACCUGCUUCAGGCCCUAGUCUGCUGCUGCUGCUGCUGACCAGCCUCCCCCUGGCCCUGGGAGACCCCUUGUACUCCUUGAUCACCCCCAACGUGCUGCGGCUGGAGAAUGAGGAGACUAUGGUGCUGGAGGCCCACGAAGCACAAGGGAACAUUGACGUUACUGUCACUGUCCAAGACUUUCCGGCCAAGAAGCAGGUGUUGUCCAGCGAGAACACCGUGCUGACCGCAGCCAGCGGCCACCUGGGCACCGUCACCAUCAAGAUCCCGGCCACUAAGGAACUACGGGCCACCAAGGGGAACAAGUUCGUGGUCGUCCAAGCGUCCUUCGGGGGCGUCAUAGUGGAGAAGGUGGUGCUAGUUAGUCUUCAGAGCGGGUAUGUCUUUAUCCAGACAGACAAGACCAUCUACACUCCGGGCUCCACAGUCCUUUACCGGGUCUUCUCCGUGGACCACGAACUGCUGCCCGUGAGCCGCACAGUGAUCGUCACCAUAGAGACCCCAGAAGGUGUUCCCAUCAAAAGAGACCCCCUGUCUUCUCAAAACCAGUUUGGCAUCUUAACUUUGUCUUGGGACAUACCGGAGCUGGUCAACAUGGGGCAGUGGAAAAUCCGAGCCCACUAUGAGGAUUCUCCUCAGCAGAUCUUCUCCACUGAGUUUGAAUUGAAGGAGUAUGUGCUGCCCAGCUUCGAAGUCGAAGUGGAGCCAGCAGAGAAAUUCUAUUACAUCCAUGAUCCCAAGGGCCUGGAGGUCACCAUCAAGGCCAGGUUCUUAUAUGGGAAGAACGUGAAUGGAAUGGCCUUUGUUCUCUUCGGUGUGCAGGAUGGCGACCAGAGGAUUUCACUGACAGACUCCCUCACUCGAGUUGAGAUUGAGGACGGGGUGGGCGAUGUGGUGCUGAGCCGAGAGGUCUUGCUGAAUGGAGUACAGCCCUCCAGAGCGGAUGCCCUUGUGGGGAAAUCCUUAUACGUGUCGGUCACUGUCAUCCUGAACUCAGGCAGCGACAUGGUGGAAGCCGAGCGCAGCGGGAUUCCCAUCGUGACCUCCCCCUACCAGAUCCACUUUACCAAGACGCCCAAGUACUUCAAGCCUGCCAUGCCCUUCGACCUCAUGGUCUUCGUGACAAACCCCGAUGGCUCUCCAGCCGGCCAAGUCCCGGUCGUGGCCCAGGAUACCACAGUGCAGUCUUUAACCCAGGAUGAUGGUGUGGCCAAGCUGACCAUCAACAUGCCCAACAGCCGGAAGCCGGUGACCAUCACAGUAAAAACAAAGAAGGACGGCAUCCCAGAGGUGCAGCAGGCUUCCAGAACCAUGCAAGCCGAGCCCUACAACCCCAUGGGCAACUCCAACAACUACCUACACCUCUCUGUGCCGCGCUUUGAAUUCAAGCCGGGCGACACCAUCAAUGUCAACUUUCACCUGCGAGCCGACCCUCAGCUGCAGAACAAGAUCCACUACUACACCUACCUGGUCAUGAACAAGGGGAAGCUCCUGAAGGCAGGGCGCCAGGUGCGGGAGGCAGGCCAGGACCUGGUGGUGCUCCCUCUGACCAUCACCACCGACUUCAUCCCCUCCUUCCGCCUGGUGGCCUAUUACACACUGAUGGGCAGUAACGGUCAGAGGGAGAUCGUGGCUGACUCUGUGUGGGUGGACGUCAAGGACUCCUGCGUGGGCACGCUGGUGGUCAAAGGUGGAGACAAAGAUGAGAAAUACAUGCCAGGAAAUCAGAUGACCCUUAAGAUAGACGGUGACCAUGGAGCCAAAGUAGGCCUUGUGGCUGUGGACAAGGGCGUGUUUGUGCUGAACAAGAAGAACAGACUGACUCAGAGCAAGAUCUGGGACGUAGUGGAGAAGGCCGACAUUGGCUGCACCCCGGGCAGCGGGAAGGACUUUGCUGGUGUCUUCAAGGAUGCAGGCUUGGCCUUUCAGACCAGCAAGGGCCUGCAGACCAGCGAGAGGACAAAUCCUGAAUGUCUGAAGCCAGCCACCCGCCGACGUCGCUCCGUGCAGCUGAUGGAGAAGAGGACAGGCAAAGUGGGCCAGUACAAGGACAAGGAGCUGCGCAAGUGCUGUGAGGGCGGCAUGCGGGAGAACCCCAUGGGGUUCUCGUGUGAACGCAGGACCCAGUACAUCUUGGACAAAUCCUGCAUCAAGGCCUUCCUGGACUGCUGCCUCUACAUCACCCAGCUGAGGCUCGAGCUCCGUCGGAACAGCCCGCUGGGCCUGGCCAGGAGUGAGUCUGACCACGGAGAGCCUGGUCUCAGUGGGGAGGACAGUUCUAACAUGAUCGGCAUGACGCCCACCAUCAUCGCGGUCCACUACCUGGACCACACCGAGCAGUGGGAGAAGUUCGGUCUGGAGAAGCGUCAGCAGGCCCUGGAGCUCAUCAAGAAGGGGUACACCCAGCAGCUGGCCUUCAAACAACCCAACUCCGCCUAUGCCGCCUUCCUGAACCGGCCGGCCAGCACCUGGCUGACUGCCUAUGUGGUCAAGGUCUUCUCUCUGGCCACCAACCUCAUUGCCAUUGACUCCUUGGUCCUUUGCGGGGCGGUCAAAUGGUUGAUUCUGGAGAAGCAGAAGCCAGAUGGCGUCUUCCAGGAGGACGGACCUGUGAUCCACCAAGAAAUGAUUGGCGGCUUCAAGGAAGAUAUGGAGAAAGAUGUGGCCCUCACUGCCUUCGUGCUUAUCGCACUGCUGGAGGCUAAAGAUAUCUGCGAAGGACAGGUCAAUGUAAGUGUCUCAUCCCUGCCCACCAACUACUUGAACCUGAAGAGGCCAUACACUGUGGCCAUCGCCAGCUACCCCCUGGCACAGUUGGACAAGCUGGAGGGCCCAAUCCUCAACAAAUUUCUAAGCACAGCUAAAGAUAGGAACCGCUGGGAGGAGCCCGGCAAGCAGCUAUACAAUGUGGAGGCCACGUCCUACGCCCUCUUGGCCCUGCUGCAUAUCAGAGACUUUGACUUUAUUCCUCCCGUCGUGCGCUGGCUCAAUGAGCAGAGAUACUAUGGCGGCGGCUAUGGCUCGACCCAGGCCACCUUCCUAGUGUUCCAAGCCUUGGCUCAGUACCAGAGGGACGUCCCUGACCACAAGGACCUGAACCUGGAUGUGUCCAUCCACCUGCCUAGCCGCAAUUCCCUGCUCAAUCACCGUAUCUACUGGGAAUCUGCCAGCCUGCUGCGAUCUGAAGCGACCAAGGAGAAUGAGAAUUUUGCAUUAACAGCCAAAGGGAAAGGCCAAGGCACCCUGUCGGUGGUCACAGUGUACCAUGCCAAGCUCAAAGACAAAGUCUCCUGCAAGAAGUUCAACCUUAUGGUCAAUAUAAAACCAGCACCUGUUACAGCUAAGAAGCCUGAGGAUGCCAAAAGCACCAUGACCCUCAACAUUUGUUUCAGGUACCUGGGAGAUCAGGAUGCUACUAUGUCAAUCCUGGAUGUAUCCAUGAUGACUGGCUUCUCCCCGGACACCGCUGAUCUUGACCAAUUAAGCAAAGGUGUUGACAGAUACAUUUCUAAGUAUGAGAUGAACAACGUCUUGUCUAACAAGAACACCCUCAUCAUCUACCUGGACAAGCUGGAAAAGGCCUGCGAGCCUGAUGUGGACUAUGUUUACAAGGCCAAGAUGGUGAGGAAGGAGCUGUCUACUGACUUCGACGAUUACAUCAUGGUCAUCGACCAACUCAUCAAAUCAGGGACCGACGAGGUACAGGUCGGCCAGGAGCGCACGUUCAUCAGCCAUGUCAAGUGCAGAGACGCCUUGAAGCUGACGGAAGGGAAGCUUUACCUUCUAUGGGGUAUCUCCUCUGACCUCUGGGGCGAGAAACCCAACACCAGUUACAUCAUCGGGAAGGACACCUGGGUGGAGCUGUGGCCUGAAGCCGAGGAGUGUCAGGACGAGGAGAACUCGGAGCUGUGUAAACACCUGGACGAAUUCGCCAAUGACAUGAUCUCCUUUGGGUGCUCCAACUGA